GAUGCUUCCUGCAAGCUGCUGAGCAAUUUUGGAAUGCCCAGUUUAUUCAAGGAGGGAGACAUCAUGUUGGGAGGGAUUUUUCCAAUAUUCAACAAAGAAGAGAGUCGCAAUGUUUCAUUUCAAACAGAACCACCUAGAGUGAAGUGCAUUGGAUUCGACCUCCGGACCUACAGAUGGGCACAGGCGAUGCUGUUUGCAAUAAAAGAAAUUAACGAGGACCACAGCCUGCUCCCAAACAUCACCUUGGGAUACGCAGUCUUUGACUCCUGUGCCUCCCCUACCAACACUUUACGAGCUGCACUCUCCCUGAUGAACAGGCAAGAGAUAAAACCUGCUGCUACUCCAUGUCACCCUCCCAUGCCUGCAGUUAUAGCGGAAGCAGGAUCUUCCCCGUCCCUGGCAGCAGCUGGAACACUUGGACCCUUUGGUGUACCAAUGGUCAGUUACUUCGCCACAUGUGCUUGCUUGAGUGAUAGGACCAAGUAUCCCACAUUUUUUCGUACAGUUCCAAGUGAUUACUAUCAAGCCAAAGCUUUGGCAUCUCUUGUCAAACACUUUGGAUGGUCAUGGAUAGGUGCUAUUCAGGCCGACAAUGAUUAUGGAAGAAAUGGGAUGCUUUCAUUUACUGAGGAAGUGAAAAAAUUUGGAGUUUGUAUUGCAUUUAUUGGAACAAUUUUAAGGACCUAUCCUAGGAGUAAAAUACUUGAAGUAGUUGAGACAAUUAAACAUUCAACAGCAAGAGUCAUUCUAGCAUUUGCUCCAGAAAAUGAUGUGUAUCCUCUGAUGAAAGAGGUGGUGAUGCAGAACAUCACAGGAAUCCAGUGGAUAGCAAGUGAAGCUUGGAUAACUGCAGUAAGACUAUCCACGCCAGAAAUAUUCCACUCUUUCGGUGGGGCAGUUGGAUUUGUGAUUCGCAAAAUGGCAAUGCCGAAACUAAAAGACUUCCUUCUGAACAUAAACCCCUUUGCUGAUACAAGGGACCCUUUUGUAAACCACUUCUGGAAAACCAUGGUAGGCUGUGACCCAAGUAUGGUAAAAGAGUCUGCCUACUCCACUGACCUGCUAUCCAGCACAAAAGUAUGUACGGGACGUGAGACAUUGGAUCAGACACAUGUUUUUUUCGAUGUCACACAAAUUCGAGUGGCAUAUAAUGUAUAUAAAGCAGUGUAUGCCAUCGCACAUGCUCUUCACCAUUUGAUCUUCUGCACAGAUGACAAUGAUAAACACCAGAGGAAACUCUGCAUCAACUUCAACAUUUCGCAAAUUGAGCCUAAAGAGGUCAGUAAUCAGCUACAGAAAGUGAACUUUGUAAACAGCUUUGGGGAAGCUGUGUUCUUUGAUAAAAAUGGAGAUCCCCCUCCUUCAUAUGAAAUCAUCAACUGGCAGCUGCGAGAAGGAGAGGUACAGCAUGUGACAGUGGGUCACUUCGGCACAUCAGCAAAUGCCAACUAUGAGCUGGUCAUAGAAGAGGACAGCAUCAUCUGGAAUACUGGGAGAGAGAUUCCAAUAGGAGUUUGCUCAGAAAUGUGUCCUCUUGGCACAAGAAAAGCAGAAAUUAAAGGCAAACCCAUUUGCUGUUUUGACUGCAUUCCAUGUGCAGAUGGAACAAUAGCCAAUACAACAGGUGCAGCAGACUGCAUUCCCUGUCCAUGGGAGUACUGGUCAAACGAGGGAAAAGACAGAUGCAUACCUAAAGAAAUUGAGUUUCUGUCUUAUUAUGAUGCCAUGGGAAUUGCAUUGACUGCGGUAUCACUAUUUGGGGUAUGCUUGACAUCUGCAGCCAUGGUGGUCUUCUCUUACUUUAGAAACACACCCAUCGUGAAGGCUAACAACUCAGAGCUGAGCUCCCUGCUGCUGCUCUCUCUGCUCCUGUGCUUCCUGUGCCCGCUCACCUUCAUCGGGGAGCCCACAGUCUGGUCCUGUAUGCUGCGGCAUACUGCCUUCGGGGUCACGUUUGCGCUCUGCAUCUCCUGUGUGCUGGGGAAAACAAUAGUUGUGGUCACUGCCUUUAAAGCAACACUUCCAAACAACAACCUAGCCAGGAAGUUUGGUCCAGUGCAGCAGCGCAUCAUAGUGUGUUCAUGCACCACCGUGCAAAUCUUUAUCUGUGUGCUCUGGCUCAGUCUAAAGCCCCCUUUUCCAGACAAAACAUUCAAGCACAGUGAUAAAAAGAUUAUUCUAGAAUGCAACACAGGAUCAGAAACGGCAUUUUACACAGUCCUGGGUUAUAUAGGGCUUCUCUCGGCAAUAUGUUUAGUGAUGGCCUUUUUAGCCAGGAAAUUGCCAGACAAUUUCAAUGAAGCAAAGUUUAUUACAUUUAGCAUGCUCAUUUUCUGUGCUGUAUGGCUGACAUUUAUACCAGCUUAUGUUAGCUCACCAGGAAAAUACACGGUCGCAGUUGAAAUAUUUGCUAUUUUAUCCUCAGCAUUUGGUUUACUGUUUUGCAUAUUUGCUCCAAAAUGUUAUAUCAUUUUAAUAAAACCGGAGCAAAACACAAGGCAGCAUGUUAUGGGCAAAUUGCCCAAAAAACGAGUAUAA
Megalops cyprinoides (Indo-Pacific tarpon) is the source of this 2538-nucleotide messenger RNA. Its product is annotated as extracellular calcium-sensing receptor-like. Lineage: Eukaryota; Metazoa; Chordata; Actinopteri; Elopiformes; Megalopidae. Gene Ontology annotation, biological process: G protein-coupled receptor signaling pathway. Gene Ontology annotation, molecular function: G protein-coupled receptor activity. The transcript has 6 exons. Bases 34 to 2538 code for a protein of 834 amino acids. Gene Ontology annotation, cellular component: membrane. The record is from RefSeq and is a predicted model, not a curated record.